Pseudomyrmex gracilis is the source of this 998-nucleotide messenger RNA. It is a transcript of the gene SsRbeta, whose product is annotated as translocon-associated protein subunit beta. Gene Ontology annotation, cellular component: membrane; endoplasmic reticulum. The record is from RefSeq and is a predicted model, not a curated record. The coding region runs from base 289 to 864 and encodes 191 amino acids. The transcript is spliced from 4 exons. Lineage: Eukaryota; Metazoa; Arthropoda; Insecta; Hymenoptera; Formicidae.
UUUUGAUGUGUGAUUCUUUACAUUUAUUCAUGAAAGCGCGUAAUUCCAACAUAACCGAAGAAACGAUUAACCCCAAAUUACAUUUUACCUGUUUGCGAUUAUAUUUUACACGUUGGUUUCUUAAAAUGCAACAAUUGCUAUUGUUAUUUAUUAAUAUCUGAGGGAGGACGAAAUUGUUUUCUUUUCUGAGCUUAAUUGUAAAAAUUUUAUGUAAACUAAUGUGUACAUUUAUGUAGAAAAACAAUAUUAUUUGUUGAGGAUACAAGUCUUGAGAUAAAUGUUUAGAAAAUGAAGUGGUGUAUUUUAAUUGCUGCACUUGCAGCAUUAUGUGUGACUGCAUAUGCCGAAGAAGAGGAAGAAGCUGCUAGAUUAUUAGUAUCGAAACAAAUAUUAAACAAAUAUUUAGUAGAAAAUAUGGAUAUAGUUAUUAAGUAUACUAUUUACAAUACUGGCAACGUAGCUGCUCUGGAAGUUGAGAUCACAGAUAACUCAUUCCAUCCGGACCACUUUACACAUGUAAGCGGUGAAUUGAAUGCCCGGAUCGAUCGUGUACCACCUUAUACCAACGUGAGCCACACAGUGGUUGUAAGACCACGCAAGUACGGAUAUUUCAACUUUACCUCUGCUGAAGUUCUGUAUCGCCGAAAGGAAGAUGCUCCCAGACUACAAGUAGCCGUAAGCAGCGAGCCUGGCGAAGGACUAAUUGUUUCAUACAGGGAGUAUGACAAACAGUUUUCGUCUCAUGUGGUCGAUUGGGCCGCGUUUGCCGUGAUGACUCUACCUUCUUUACUCCUUCCAUUUGCGCUGUGGUAUUCGAGUAAACGCAAAUACGAGAAACUUUUGAAAACCACGAAAAAGCAUUAACUUGCUUUUUCUCUAAAUGUUAAAAUUUUUUUCAAGAAUUGUUAGCUUCACUUUAUACAUUUCCUAUGUCAUUGAGAAACAAAUGUUCAACUACGUACAUUUACUUUUGUAAUAAAUAUUAUUUAUGACAAUUA